GUUUGUGUGUAUGUGUGUGGGUGCAUGUUUAAAACUAUUCCGGGAGCAGCUGGAUUUUUCAUAUCGAACGUUUUCGCGGCUUUCACACGUUAGGAAAAUCAAACCACAAACUUCUACCCCGUCGCUGUUUUGGGUGCGGACGGACGGUUCAGUGCGGUGAAGGGAAAAGUCCAAUCCAGCGUGCACCAACACGUGAGAGUUCGUUGUAUUUUUCCUUUACCUUUUUUUUUGCUGACUGCAAUCUGGAAAACCUUCCCCAUCGACAGAGUGGGACGCGUUAAGAUAGUGUGUAAUUACAACAUCAACAACUCGGUGCAACGGGGAAGACCCUGAGAUAGAGAGGAAGAGAGUGACCGUGAUCCGUGAGCCUUUGUGUGUCUGUUAGACACCUUUUGCUUGGCCACCGUUUACCGUUACACCGGCUCGGACCGCGAAUCCGAGCGCGUUUCCCUUCCACCCAAAAAGUUGCUUAAAAUUCUGGCAAUGAUCUUUGGUGAUUUAGUAUGCUGCGUGCAUUUUGUGGUUCUGUUGCAAAGCUGCAUUGGCGCACUGGUGGCACCUACGGCAGUGGCGGAUGGGCCGGUGGCAGCGCCACUCCUGCAGCAGCCGCCGGUCGGGACGCUGCUGCCGACAAACCGUAGCAGCCGGUACACGGAACCGACCCUACCCGGAGAGCUGAACGACUACUGCCGAACGGCACAGGACUGCCGACAGUACGCUCAUGUGUGUGACACCCGCAAGCAGACGUGCGACUGUGCCGAAGGAUACCGGCCGGACGAGACGAAUCGGGCCUGUCUCGGGGCCGUUGGACGUCGAUGUUUGUACGACAGCCACUGCAUCACGAACGCGUACUGCAAGGGACAAAUGAUCUGUACGUGCAAGCGUGAGUACGGUUUCCUCACCGAUGAUAACUGGUCAUGUCAAGCAUCAUCUGCGAGGGCAUCUUCAAAAAUCAACCCAAUUCAACUGCUGCCACUCGUGCUCGUGCUGACGUGGUGGAGCGUACCAGGCACCAGGGCACUAUUGUGAGAAUAAUGGAUGCAUUUAUUGUAAGAUUUAAUUAAAGCCUUCUCCCCCCCCCCCCC
This is a messenger RNA of Anopheles coluzzii, 1085 nucleotides long. RefSeq lists its product as uncharacterized. Bases 484 to 1029 code for a protein of 181 amino acids. The record is from RefSeq and is a predicted model, not a curated record. The transcript is spliced from 4 exons. Lineage: Eukaryota; Metazoa; Arthropoda; Insecta; Diptera; Culicidae.